CCGGGUCGAUGCGGGACGAGGCGGCCGGGCCUGGCUGUUUGCUCCUUGCCCUCCUCGCUGCCCUGGCAGUGUGUUUGAGGGGAGCUCUGGAUUCCUCACAGUCCUCCUGGGAGAUGCAGAAGUGGCCUUUGGCAGCCUGGGGCAUGUUGGAGCUGUCCUGUAAGAGCACGUGGGAAGUCCAAGAAGGGAGCAUGGACCAGCCCAGUGGAAGGAGUUUCAUGCAAGUUCUCUGUGAGAAAUACAGCCCUGAAAACUUCCCGUACCGCCGUGGCCCCGGCAUGGGGGUGCACGUCCCAGCAACUCCACAGGGCUCACCCAUGAAAGACCGCCUGAACCUGCCGAGUGUGCUGGUGCUGAACAGCUGUGGCAUCACCUGUGCCGGGGACGAGAACGAGAUCGCCGCCUUCUGCGCCCACGUCUUCGAGCUCGACCUCUCCGACAACAAACUGGAAGACUGGCACGAGGUCAGUAAAAUUGUGUCCAACGUUCCCCACUUGGAGUUUCUAAACUUGAGUUCCAACCCUCUCAGUUUGUCCGUUCUAGAGAGAAGUUGCGCUGGGUCCUUCGCUGGCGUUCGCAAACUUGUGCUCAACAACAGCAAAGCUUCCUGGGAAACAGUGCACACCAUCCUGCAGGAAUUACCUGACUUGGAGGAGCUCUUCCUGUGCCUUAACGACUACGAAACAGUGUCUUGUUCUCCUGUUUGCUGCCAGUCUCUCAAACUGCUCCACAUAACUGACAAUAAUCUUCAAGACUGGACUGAAAUUCGAAAACUGGGAAUUAUGUUUCCAUCCCUGGACACACUUAUUCUGGCUAACAACAACCUCACCACCAUCGAAGAGACAGAAGAUUCCCUGGCAAGGCUGUUCCCCAACCUGAGAUCCAUCAACUUGCACAAAUCAGGUCUGCACUGCUGGGAAGACAUUGACAAGUUAAAUUCUUUUCCCAAGCUCGAGGAGGUGAAGCUGCUGGGAAUUCCUUUGCUGCAGUCCUACACCACUGAGGAGCGCAGGAAGCUGCUAAUAGCCAGGUUGCCAUCCAUCAUCAAGCUCAACGGGAGCAUCGUUGCCGAUGGGGAGCGAGAGGACUCGGAGAGAUUCUUCAUCCGAUAUUACAUGGAGUUCCCGGAGGAGGAGGUGCCAUUCAGGUAUCACGAGCUGGUCACCAAGUACGGGAAGCUGGAACCCUUGGCAGUGGUGGAUCUUCGGCCUCAGAGCAGCGUGAAGGUGGAGGUUCACUUCCAGGAUAAGGUGGAGGAGAUGUCCAUCCGCCUCGAUCAGACUGUGGCAGAGCUGAAGAAGCACUUAAAAACUGUGGUGCAGCUGUCCACGAGCAACAUGCUGCUCUUCUACUUGGACCAGGAGGCUCCCUUCGGUCCCGAGGAGAUGAAGUACAGCUCCCGAGCGCUGCACUCCUACGGCAUCCGGGAUGGGGAUAAAAUCUACGUGGAGCCCCGAAUGAAAUAA
Manacus vitellinus (golden-collared manakin) is the source of this 1466-nucleotide messenger RNA. RefSeq names its product tubulin folding cofactor E like (gene TBCEL). Lineage: Eukaryota; Metazoa; Chordata; Aves; Passeriformes; Pipridae. The transcript has 9 exons. Gene Ontology annotation, molecular function: alpha-tubulin binding. Gene Ontology annotation, biological process: protein folding. The record is from RefSeq and is a predicted model, not a curated record. The coding region runs from base 9 to 1466 and encodes 485 amino acids.